Molecule: messenger RNA, 2282 nt
Organism: Phlebotomus papatasi
Lineage: Eukaryota; Metazoa; Arthropoda; Insecta; Diptera; Psychodidae
Product: probable glucosamine 6-phosphate N-acetyltransferase
Exons: 5
Coding region: 769-1413 (214 amino acids)
Biological process (GO): UDP-N-acetylglucosamine biosynthetic process
Cellular component (GO): Golgi apparatus; endoplasmic reticulum-Golgi intermediate compartment; endoplasmic reticulum
Molecular function (GO): monosaccharide binding; glucosamine 6-phosphate N-acetyltransferase activity
Source: RefSeq, a predicted model, not a curated record
GCUGAUCGAAGCAAUCCAAGUGAGGGUGGUUUGUUAUUGUUUUUUUUUCUCAGAGUUUUUCCGCAUAUUUCUGUGAUUUUCUCUGAUAAAAACCAAAGAUAAAAGUGUGAAAAGUAGUGAAAAAACCUCUUGAAGCCUGAAACUUGUCAAUCAAUGUGAAAACCAUCAGUUUAUUGGCUAGAAAAGUACUCAUCGGGAGAUAAGGAAAAUUCAAGUCCCUACCACGUCCACAUGUGAGAGAGAGUGUAAUUUUGUUACGUGUCAGAAUGUAGAUGUAGAGCAAAUUGUUCCUUGAGAACGAGCCCAUUUUUAGUCAUAAAAUACUUCUUGCAUGAACUUGAGUGAUUUCUUGGUCUUCUUCGGUGGAAAAUUUCUCAGUGCAUGGUGGAGGAAGAAUGUCUGGUGAAAGGGUAAGUUGCUACUGACCGCAUUUUCUCUGUGGAAUUUACCAAAUUGCGUGGCCCGGAGAUUUACCUCAUACACGAGACGUUUUUUUUCACUCGCAAAAUCUUAUCUCGACGGAAAUACCGAUAAGACAAAUUCUCUGAACAGUAAGACCAUCGACUGGAGGAGGUGAUUGAGGAAGUGGAUCACUGGUUAAAAUCAAGAGUGAUUCGAUAAAGUUCACUGGACCGGAUUGGCUAGAAAGUUGCUCGCGAACAGGUUUCCAGCCACAACAACUUUGAGCCAUUCCAAGGUCUGCAAUCUCCUCCACGUCUUGCUUUUCUGACAGUUUCGUUUUGGCUGCACUCAAGAGUAGACUCACUCAUGGUUCACUUGGACGAACUUACGCUCUAUGAGCCCAAGUUGCUCCAUGAGCUGCAAUUCUGGCAGUCUCCAGCUAAAUUCAAUCCUCCCAUCACAGCUGUGGCUCCCGGCGAGACAUGGAUGAAAGUUAGACCACUGCAGGAGGGUGACUAUGACAGAGGUUUCCUGGAGUUGCUGUCACAGCUGACGAAAGUUGGCAAUGUGUCCAAGGCACAAUUUCUCAUGCAAUUUGCUCAGAUGCGAGCCAGUGGCGGAUACUAUGUCACGGUUAUUGAGGAUACCCGGAUUAAUAGGAUCAUAGGAAGUGCCACUUUGGUGCUGGAGCACAAAUUCAUCCAUGGAUGCUCAGUGAGAGGAAGACUGGAAGAUGUUGUAGUCAACAAUACUUACCGAGGGAAACAACUUGGCAAAUUAAUUGUGGUGACUGUGACUCUUCUGGCGAAGCAUUUGGGUUGUUACAAGAUGUCUCUGGACUGUAAGGACAAUCUUAUUCCUUUCUACGAAUCCCUGGGCUAUGUCCUCGAACCAGGUAACUCAAAUGCCAUGAAUAUCCGUUAUGAUGGUCAGAAGGAGACCACAGUGCGAAAUCGUCCUACGGCAUCGGUUAUCCUGGCUAAUGCCACAAAUCCCGUGGAUCCAUCCUGACAAUUAGCCCCCGGAGCUGCUAAUGCCAAGGUCCGGUCUAAGCUGUAGGGCCAUUUGCGCAUUCUGUACCAAUUUAGCAGUCUCUGGUAGAUUAACAAGUUGAGAUUCUCAUUUUACUUUUUGAUUUUUUUUUAGCUUUGAUUUUUCUUUCGCUGAUUCUCACAAGUUUAGAAAGAAUAAUUUUCCGUUUUCUUUUAUUUUGACUAAAAAAAUAAAUAAAUUAAACAACGGUGGUGGAUUUAUUUAGUUUAUGUGAGUGUAUUUGAAUCACAUAAAGUAUAAAAUAAAAUUAAUCAGUUUACACUUUUACAACAAAUGUUCAUCUCUCACCAAAUAUUUUCUUCGCAUUUUUCCAUUGAUUUUUUUUUUGUCUUUCUAUCUCGGACUAGAAUUAGAAAUUUGAUUUGUUCUUUCACAAUUUUGCAUUUCGGGGAAAAAUUGCAGAGGCUUUUGGGAAAGAUCUUUGACGAGAGAUGGAGGAAAAGAAACAAUGAUAAAUCUCUGUUGUGGAAGGAGAUUAUUUUUGGGCAUUAUAGUAUUUAGAAAGAAAUGGAGAGGAAAAGAAAGCUCAGAUUAAGGGAUUUAUUUUCUUCUUAAGUUUAUGAUAGAAAAUAAUUUUUUUUACUUAAGAUUUUCUUUCAAAUUUUUCUCUUCAUAAAAUUUAAAUGAACCAUUUUUUCAGUUUAUGUGUUUUUUCUUUCUCUCUUUUAUAAAAAGGCCAUUUAUAAGUUUUAUAUAAUUAUUCUUUUCUUAAUAAUCCCUUCUUCAAUAUUCUGUUGUUGUUUUUUUUUCUUGUUGACAAACAUUCAAUGUGUGUGACAGUAACAUAUUUUUUUUUAAUAUAGAAUUUUGUGGUAUAUUUCGGUAAA